Messenger RNA from Doryrhamphus excisus (bluestripe pipefish), 1950 nucleotides. The record is from RefSeq and is a predicted model, not a curated record. Lineage: Eukaryota; Metazoa; Chordata; Actinopteri; Syngnathiformes; Syngnathidae.
CGUGUACUUUACACUGAGCGGAGAUCCUCUCCACGUUCUUGUUGAAUGUUUGCUUGGGAGGAGGAGUAGAGUCCGUCAAAGUUGCGCUGGUCAGUAUCUCCGGUCUCCGUGGAAUGACCAACAUUUAUUUUACGUUUCCGUGUUUCUCGUGUGGACGACACAGUUGAGACGUCACAAGUUGAGAGUUUUUGUACAAAGUUCCAGUUUCACCUGUGAUACAAGAGGAGCAAGCGUCUUCAAGUCAUCAUAGCAAAGCAGACAAUCUGAUCCGAUACGAGGACAUCCACAAUUGACUUCCUGGACUUCAAGGUGUUUUUGGAAUAGAGUUGCCCCCAGGCCACUGCUACGUGCGUGUGUAUCAUUCAAGGUGCUGUUAAAAUGAAAAUGAGGUACCUGCUGUUCCUGGGUCUGUGUGCGCUGGUGAGCCUGCACAGCCGUACGGGCGCCGUGUCCCAGACUCCAUCCUACGGAGAACGGGGCUCAGAUUUUGGGAUGCAGGUGUUUCAGCAGGUAGCCCGCUCCAAGCCCCUGGAGAAUGUAGUCCUUUCACCCCACGGAGUGGCCUCUGUCCUUGGCAUGCUGCUGUCAGGAGGUCACGGGGGAACCCGCAAGCAGAUCCUGGGUGCUCUCCGUUACAAAAAAAACGGACCGUACAGGAUGUUGAGGAAACUGCACAAAACCUUGACAGCCAAGUCCAACCAGGACGUCGUUCUCAUCGCCAACGGCGUGUUCAGCCAGCAAGGCUUCCCCAUGGAGAGAGGCUUUGUUGACACCAACAAAGCCAACUUCCAGUGUGAGAGCAAGACCAUGGACUUUAGCGACCCCCAGGGGGCAGCAGAUAAGAUCAAUGCCUGGGUGGGCAACAAAACCAAAGGUCACGUGACCAGACUGGUCAGAGCUGACAUGCUGGAUGCUGCCCUGGCCCGCUUGGUCGUGGUCAACGCCAUUUACUUCAAAGGCUUAUGGAAGUCCCGUUUUCAGCCCGAGGACACCAAGAUGAGGCCCUUCACCGGCGGCAAUGGCGAUGUGUUCAAAGUCCCUAUGAUGUCUCAGCUGUCAGUCUUCAACAUCAGCAUGGCCACCACGCCGCAGGGAGUGGAUUACAAGGUGCUGGAAUUGCCCUACCACGGCAACACAAUCACCAUGCUCAUUGUUAUGCCUGCUGAGGAGGACACGCCCCUGUCUCACAUCACCCCGCAUAUUAACACGGCCACGGUGCAGAGUUGGAGCAAAGGUAUGCGCAUGAGGAAAGUGCGUCUUCUCAUCCCCAGGUUCACUGCUGAUGCUGAAGUGGAUUUGAAGGCCCCCCUGUCGGUGCUGGGUUUAACAGACAUGUUCAGCCAAGACAAAGCGGACUUCAGGCACCUGAGUGCUGAGCCUGUGUAUGUCUCCAAGGCCCUUCAGAAAGCCAAAAUAGUGGUGGAUGAAGAUGGAACCAAAGCAGCGGCGGCCACCACUGCAAUUUUGAUGGCUCGGUCCUCUCCUCCUUGGGUUUCAGUGGACAGGCCUUUUCUCUUCCUCAUCCGACAUAACCCAACCGGUACCCUCCUCUUCAUGGGCCAAAUCAACCAGCCUUGAGCUCGCUGACCACAUGUGACGACACGGGGCUAGCGUGUGCAUGGAGACACGCGUACAUAUGCAAGCAUACACACUUUACUGUAGAUGGUAUUUCUUUUAUUGCUUUUUAUGUUGCUUCAAUGCGUAACAACAAAAUUAGAAAGGUUUUUUUGCUAUUUUCCAGAUGUUUUUUUUUCCGUACAUCUGGAAUUUGUUUUUAAUGGACUUUGAAUGUUGUUUGUGUAUUUUAUUAACUCUGGAGUGAGACACAUGAUUUAAUUGUCAUUUGAAUUUUAUUUUAUUUCAAUGUAUCUUCUUUCCAGUCGUACUUAAGUUAUGGCCAUGGUUGUAAUGACUUGCUUUGAGAGCAAUAAAUACAUAUUUAUGAGCUCA